CCUUUUUGAUUUUAUUUUUAUCUUUUAAUAUGCAGUUAAUAGUAAUUCAUGGGAGCCGGUCCUAAUUUUCCUGAACUUGAAAGCUUACCGGUUUAAUCAAAACCGCUCCGAGAUGCAUAAAAACGGGAUCAACAUCUUGCUCUGAACCAAUAGCGCUCUUAAUCGAGCAUUAUCCCCUUCCAAUUUUCCCGAAGCACUCUCUCUCUAACUAUUUGCAGUCAGGGAGCAACCAUGAAAAUCAUGGUAGCGAUCAAACGGGUCAUCGAUUACGCUGUCAAAAUACGGGUCAAGCCUGACAAGAGUGGUGUGGAGACCUCCAAUGUGAAGAUGUCCAUGAACCCAUUUUGUGAAAUAGCAUUAGAAGAAGCACUCCGGAUAAAGGAGUCGGGCGGGGCCUCUGAGGUGGUUGCGGUCAGUAUGGGCCCGGCCCAGUGCGUUGACACUCUCCGGACCGGUCUUGCAAUGGGGGCGGACCGGGCCAUCCAUGUUGUACUGGAUGAAGAAAAACAAGUAGCAACAGUGGACAGAGAGGUUGAUGGCGGUCUUGAGACUGUGUGUUUAGAGUUGCCUGCAGUAAUCACCACUGAUUUGAGACUGAACCAGCCAAGGUAUGCAACCCUUCCCAACAUAAUGAAAGCAAAAUCGAAGGUUAUAAAGAAAGUUACUCCGCAAGAUUUGAACGUAGAGAUCCGAUCUGACUUGGAGGUUGUUCAGGUGACCGAACCACCCAAGAGAAAAGCAGGGGUUAUUGUGUCUUCUAUUGAUGAACUAAUCGACAAGUUGAAAAACGAAGCUCACGUAAUUUGAUUACGUAUAAGCUGUUGUCUGCUAAGUUCCUCCGCAGGUUUCUGUGCUCGCCAAUGAGUUCGAUUCUUGUAACAUUUAUUUACAUAAUGCAUGUAUUGGAAUAGUUUGGAUUCCUCAUCAAUAAUCAAUAAAUUUUUAUAUAAACUUGUAA
Olea europaea var. sylvestris is the source of this 958-nucleotide messenger RNA. RefSeq names its product electron transfer flavoprotein subunit beta, mitochondrial-like. Gene Ontology annotation, molecular function: electron transfer activity. Gene Ontology annotation, cellular component: cytosol. Bases 232 to 807 code for a protein of 191 amino acids. Lineage: Eukaryota; Viridiplantae; Streptophyta; Magnoliopsida; Lamiales; Oleaceae. The transcript is spliced from 4 exons. The record is from RefSeq and is a predicted model, not a curated record.